This is a messenger RNA of Drechmeria coniospora, 1620 nucleotides long. RefSeq lists its product as uncharacterized. The coding region runs from base 1 to 1620 and encodes 539 amino acids. NCBI's taxonomy places the organism in Eukaryota, Fungi, Ascomycota, Sordariomycetes, Hypocreales, Ophiocordycipitaceae. The transcript has a single exon. The record is from RefSeq and is a predicted model, not a curated record.
AUGCUGUUCGCUGCAGCACACGUCUUCCCAAUGGCAAGCGGAAACGAAGAGCAGACAUGUCAGCCCUCGUCGCCGAGGGUCUCGCCGACGCUGGCCAUCGGCGCCUGCCCCGACCUGUCGCGCUGCGUCUCCAUCGCCUCCUCGGCUUCCCACGGGUCCCACACGGACAUGGACGUCGCCUCGAGGGAUUCUCUCGGCAGUGACCUGACCUCGCGUCAUUCCUCAGGCUCCUUCCACUCACACUCCGACCUGUCGAACCUGUCGGCCCAGUCGAGCUGCAGCGGCGAUCGCAAGGCACGGAGCCGCCGCGGCUACGUCCGCCCGCUCGGCACCUACUUUGCCGCCAGCGCGAGGUCCCGCGAGAGCGUCAUGAGCCUCGGCAGCAUCGCCCACCUGCAGUACUACUUCGCCAGGACGGGUCUCCUCGACGGCAAGGGCGGUCAGCUGGCGCGCAAGAAGCAGGGCCAGCGCUCGGCCCUGCACCUGUCGACGGUCGACGCCGCACGGGACGCUCCCCUCAUCGUCGGGUCCGAUGCCGACGUCGACGGCGGCCACAUCCUCAGCCCCGGCACGACGUCACCCGGCGCCGCCGUCGUGUCGUCCCCCGUCGAGAUGGACGGCGACGACGGCGACGACUUCGAGGACAGCUUCGCCGAAUCCGACUCGGGCAUGCUCCCGCCUACCGUGAGCACCUAUCACCACAAGGAGCGGCACGUCCCGAAGCCGCCCACGAUAGUGGAGUUGAAGGCGGACCUCGAGGGCACGCUGCGCAACGCCGCCCGCGCUCUGACCGAGGCGGAGGAGCGCAGGCUCGGCAUCUUCGAGGAACCGGCCGACGCGCCAGAGUACCCCAACAUGCCCGAGGAAAACAGCGACGGCUGGUACCGGCUCCAAGGCAUGCACAUCCUCGACGUCGUCACCCUCGCCAUCCGGGCCGCCAAGAUGUACUACACGGCGCACGAGAUGCCGGACCGACUCGACUCCAUCAAGCCCGAGAGGCAGGUCCGCGCCGACUUGCUCGCCGUCAUGGAGGUCUUGAAGCAGAUGGCCACGCGGGACUUCAAGGGCGGCAUGAAGGAGGAGGAGAUCAAGACGAUGCGCGCUUGGGUCGACAGCGUCUUCGGCAUCCUGCGGAAGGAGGAGGAGGUGGAGGAGGCCGAGAAGGCCGAGCAGGGUAGCUGGACCUGGCUGGGCGACGACUGGGCCGGCAGCGAAUACGAGCGCGAGAGGGCCUUUCUCCUGUCCAUGGACCCCGAGGCCGGCCCCUUGCCGGAGUGGAGGCCCCUCGCCGAAGCGCCAGGGGCACCGACGGCCUUCCUCCUCGCCAUGCAGAGUGGCCUACGCCUCGUCAAGCUGCACAACGCGGCGGUCAAGAAGUCUAGGAGACGAUUCGGCACCAUCCCUACCUACCACACCGACACGCAAAAGCCCUACAGGUGCGCGGAUAAUUUGCGCUACUGGGUCAAGGCCGCCGAGCUCCGCUUCGAGGUCCUGCUCAAGGUGGACGCCCUGGGCAUCGUCUACGACAACGGACCCGAGGUCUGGCAAGAUUUCGAGGCUGCCCUCCUGACUUGGUGCCGCCACGUACGGGAGGAGAUUGUCAGCGACAUGAACAAAUGA